AUGCCUGCCUUCCUGGCGGCAUUCCUGGCGCUGUCCGCCAAAGCGGAUCUGUCCUUUGCCCCAGUGGCCGUGACCAGUCACUGCGCGAAGGGCCAAUGGUGUGCCCUGCCCGACAACUUCCUGUCUGCCCGGGAGGCCUUCGAGUUCGCGCUGCUCCGGGUCAACGAGAUGCGCCGCAAGUGCGACGGCUUCACCUUGGCUCCGGUGCGACGCCAGGACUACACUGUGGCAGGCACUGUGCGCAAAGACUUGGAAGGAUACUCCGUGUACAAGAUGCUUCUGAAGCCGACCAACAAGUUUGUGCCGAGCUCGGUAGAGAUUGAGGUGGCGCAUUUGCAUCGCAUCACGGACCUCUCCAUCUUCCAGGUCACCCGGGUGCACCCACAGGCCUGCAACCUCUUCAGCGCUGCAGAUGAUGCCGAGCUGCUUGUUCCAAGUCACUGGAAGGAGGCCAAGGAGGCCGCGGAAACCGCCCGGAUCUUGCUGAACGAGCAGCGCCGCACGCUCUGCCCCGAGCGGCCGGCGCUGCAGCUCAUGCGUAUCCUGGCGGCCGCGCGCCAGCCCGCUGAGGGCAAGGUCUUCAGAUUGCAGCUGGAGAUGCGCGAGGAGCUGGAAGCCUUCGGGGAGAAGAGCGGCAGCUUCACGGAGCAGGUGGUGGUGUCCUACGCCCUGGACCCCGCCGUGCCGGAGGAGAUGGCGCUGUCCACUGAGGUCUAUGCAGGCAGAUAUCCCUGCAAGAUGAAGCACGAAGAGACGGAGCAGACCGCCCUGGACUUCUUCAACGCCACUGGCAGCAGCCGGCGUCUUGGCCAUGGCAGGCGCCUGGCCUGGGACCCCCUGAGCGCCUCGGAGGCCGCGGCGGCGGCGGAGAGCGGGCACCAGCUGGAGCGGCCCUUCGUGGAGAAAGGCCUCGACCUUCCCGACGACUUCGACCCCCGGGUGGAGAAAACACUUUGCUUCCCCCGAGGGCUCUCGCGGCAUCAAGGCAGCUGCGGCUCCAGCUGGGCCUUCGCCGCCACGGCGGCGGCCUCCUUCCGGGAGUGCCUGGCACAGCUGCACACAGGCGAAGGCCCGGCGUCCUUGAGCUUCCUGUCGGCGCAGGAGCUGGUGAGUUGCUCUUCUCACCACGGGUGCUCCGGCGGCAGUGCGGCGGAGGCCUUCUACUACAUGAAGCAGCAGGGCGUGGCGCGGGAGAACUGCUCGCCCUACCGCAUGCGCUGCUUCCAUGACCAGUCCACCAUCUCCAUGGAGGCCGCAGACUUCGAGACCAGGAGCCGAGGAGACAACUCCGUUUGCAAGAGCCAUCCGGAUCCGGACUCGGCGCCCUGCAAGUGCCUCCCCAGCGUCUUCCACCUCUCCGGCGCGGUCGCCUGCGACCUGCUGCCCGCAGCCUGCCCCAAGACGAAGAUCCCGGGGUACUUCAAGAUGGUGGGCACUAUGGAAGGGAACUCGGUGCCGGAGUUGGAGCGGCACUUCAUGCAGGAGCUCAUCACCGAUGGCCCCCUCUACGUGUCGUUGCUGCUCUUCGAGGACUUCUUCGACAGCUCAUCCUGGACGGAAAGUGGCAUCUACAGCCACGAGAAAGGGGAGGCCUUCGGAAGGCAUGGAGCAGCCCUGGUGGGCUGGGGCACGGAUGAGGAGAGUCGGGACUACUGGCUCUUGCUGAAUUCAUUCGGCAUGGAAUGGCAGCAGGGCGGCUACUUUAAGGUUUUGCGCGGGGACACGGAGCUGCAAUUGCUGCACUAUGGAGCUUGGGGCGCCGACUUCCAGCCCCCUGAGAAUGAGAAGCGAUCCCCAGCCAUCUUUGCUGUGGAGGUGUCCUUCUCCCCCGUGCCGCUGCGGCACGGCGCGGCCAGCGAGCCCCUGGCGGAGCUGCAGCAUGUUUGGCUCCGGAUUACAUUCGCCACGGAUGAGCCGGCGAAAACCUUGGUCCGUGUGCUGGGCCUUGCCACCGGCGUUACUGCGGAGGUGUCUGCGGGAAAAGGCUCGGGUGCGAAUCUGGAGGGAGAGCGUCACACCUGCGAGAUCGACCUCAUGAAGCACGACCUCCUGGGUGACCGCCUGGAGUUGCGGAUCUGGGCCUCGGAGGACGAGAAGACGGGAGGCUGGGGCCCGGUCGCCUUCGAUGUGCCCGUGAUGGAGGUCUUUCGCAAGUCCUUGUCAGGUGAGAUCCUCAUGAAGGUGACUAGUCCCACAUCUCGGGUGGCUGGACCUGCACCUCAUCAGCCCAGGAAGGUCUUUGACUGGAGCUCAUUCCGGGAUGUGGCCCCGAAGGAGCAGCGCCCAUUCGCACCGGUGCCGGUGAUCCUUAGGCGUGAAGACCAGAAGCUGACCGAAGGAUCUCCGAGUCCGACCUCGCGCCCUAAGGUGGACCUGCUUUCGAGAGUGAUGCAAGACACCUCACGACAGUACUCUGUGCGGCCCGCACCUCCCUUGUCCAGUUCUAUUGAGGUUGACACGUCUAUACCAGGCAGUCUGUCAAGCAGGAAGGAGUCAGCAGGUGCGUGGCCAGACGUGGCGGCGCAGGUGGCGGCAGUUGCAGCCCAGGUGGCGCGGCUGCCGAUUCAGGGGCGGUCCAUGGGCUACGAUGAGAAGAUCUCUGACUCAGAGGCUCGGGGAAUGUGGACUCCUUCCGCCAGCGUCAAGGCGGCGUGUACGUCGCCCAGCAGCCGCGACUUCCACGUUGGCGAGGAGCCGGGCCGGAAGAUCAAGGAGGAGGUGCCGCGCGCAGCGUGGACUCCUUCUAACGUCAAGGCGGCGUGUACCUCGCCGACCAGCCGAAGCGAGUUUGCCGGCUUGAUGAUCGAGACAGAGCUGGAGGAGCCGACCCGCAAGAAGGAAGCACCACGGGCCGUGUCAUCAAAGCGGUCACCCCGAGCAUCGAGCAGACCCCCAGAGGACGAGGCUGACAGGAAGUCUGCCAGGUCACGCCCUCCCACCUUGGCUCAAGGUGGGUCGCUGGAGAGCACGAAGAGCGACGCGCGUCGGGAUCUGGCACAGAGACCAGGAUCUGGCGCGUGUGAAAGCCCAAAGCGGCACAAGUUGGGAGCAGAGUCUCCAGAAGCUCAAGGCUGCUUCCCCCGAGGGGAAACCGAGCCUGCCUCUCCAGGACCCCGGAUCUCGCGGCUGCUGCGGCACACCCAAGCCUCAGCGGCCCAGGCGAGCUUCGAGCCACACUCGCCAGGCCGCCGAGCUGGCAGCACGGGCCGUUUGAACCAGACCGUCCUCCCCCGGGAUGCGGCGAUGUCUCCAGGACCUCAGUCUCGCCGCGCAGCAUCUAGAUCUCGGCAGCCCGAGCUACCCGAGCGCUCCGCGAGUUCUUCCGCGGCACCAGGCAAGGCCAUCAUCAAGCGCCCUCGAAGCCCGGCGCGUGAUCGCAGCGCGGCGCGGGGCCGCGUGCAUUCCCCGUCACUCCAGGAGCGAACCUCGACAGCGAUGCAGGCGCUGGAGCACGGCAUGGAGCCUCCGGGCGCCUCCGACAAGUGGCGGGUGGCACAGCUCUUCUACGAGGCGCUGCCGCGGAGCUUCGUGAAGCUGCAGCGCAUCGAGCGGAUCUUGAGCCCCAGCAAGUUCGUGGCUUUUCUACAAAACGUGGGCGUGAAGGAUGCGUCGGGCUGCGGCGUGGCCUAUUUCGCCCCAGCGGACACAGAUCAACUGAACCGCAUUUGCGGCCAGGGCCCUUGCUACGCGCUGGAUGCUGAGCACGAGGGCUUCCGGCUGGCCUCGGACGCCGGCACCUGCGUGAAGCAUCUGCUCUCGGAGUCGCCGAGCCCCCAGACCACGCGGUUCCUCUGCGUCUUCUUCUGCGGCCCGGAGGUGGCACUUCCACUGGAAAGCGGCACGGAUCGCCCGACGGAGAGCCGCGAAUUCCACGUGAGCUCCACAGAUCAGCUGCUGCCGGCCUUCAUUAUUCAUUAUCAAUUCACCGGCAUCCCUGUGGACAAGGCCUGGCAGGAGGCCGGCUUCGAGCGCCGCGGCAGCCCCUCCCCAGAGCCCCGGUCCCCGAGCCGGCGCAAGGCGUCCGUGCGGGAUCCGCUGAUUCAGGGCAUGCUUCAGCGCCUGCCGGUGAUGAGCGAGGGUACGGCAGGCACGGUGCUGCUGCCGAGCAAUUCCGCAGAGGCUGAGGCGGUGGUGAGUCUCUACCUACAGUGCGGAGGCGCGGCGCGCUUGAAGCGGCCCCCAGGCGUGGACCUCCGGGAGGCCCUGGGAGGCGUGGUGGUGCAGCGCUUCGAGAACAAGAGCCUUGGGGAGGACUACCUCGCCGUGGAGCUGGAAUCCAACUUCGGGCCCCGAUUCAAGGAGGACGUGGUCUGGCACGGCACAAGGCUCAAGAAGAGCGAUGGAGACUCCAGCCUGGCGCAUAAGCUGCAGUCCAUCGCUGAGCAAGGCUUCGACCCCCAGCGCUGCAUCAAGGGAGCCCAUGCCGCAGGCGGCAUUUGGGUGGCCUCCUCGCCCAUGGAAUCCUUCGGCGUGGGAGGCGAUGGCCUGGUGGCCUUCAUUAUUUGUCUAGCGAAGACGCACUACAACGAGUGGGUGGAUAGCUCUUGCGCGCGGGUGCUGCAGCGUGAAAGGGUUCUGCCACUCUAUUCUUUGGUUCACGUCUGA
Molecule: messenger RNA, 4605 nt
Organism: Effrenium voratum
Lineage: Eukaryota; Dinophyceae; Suessiales; Symbiodiniaceae
Source: the annotation of a GenBank genome assembly